AUGCCCAUAAACAUGGAAUUGAUUGAUAAGCUAAAGACACAGAUAUUCAGUAAUGACUACACAGGAAUCAAUGACACGAUGUAUGAAUGUCUAGACAACAUCUUAUGCAAUUACAAUCAUUCACACAUGGUAAUUUUUGCAAGACUGGUUGAAAUGCUUGUUGAAGCAUGCCCAAGUAAGAAGACACAGCGAAUACUCAGGAUAAUUGAUUUGAUCAGGUUUCCUGUAAAAAAGUAA
Messenger RNA from Ordospora colligata OC4, 237 nucleotides. RefSeq lists its product as uncharacterized. The transcript has a single exon. The coding region runs from base 1 to 237 and encodes 78 amino acids. NCBI's taxonomy places the organism in Eukaryota, Fungi, Microsporidia, Ordosporidae. The record is from RefSeq and is a predicted model, not a curated record.